Molecule: messenger RNA, 1143 nt
Organism: Torulaspora delbrueckii
Lineage: Eukaryota; Fungi; Ascomycota; Saccharomycetes; Saccharomycetales; Saccharomycetaceae
Product: putative hydroxyacid dehydrogenase
Exons: 1
Coding region: 1-1143 (380 amino acids)
Cellular component (GO): cytosol
Molecular function (GO): NAD binding; glyoxylate reductase (NADPH) activity; hydroxypyruvate reductase [NAD(P)H] activity
Source: RefSeq, a predicted model, not a curated record
AUGCAAUCAAGUAUGAAGCCUACGCUAUUGUUCGUCGCUCAUCCCGAUCACAGAUCUCGUAUCCUAGAUUCCCAAGAGCUGCGCAAUAGAUUCGAGUUUCUGCACCACGAUGUGACCACCAAAGAUGAAUUUUUUAAGUUUCUAAGACAACAUACAGACAAGAACAUCACAGCGAUUUAUGGUGGAUAUCCUGCAUUCCACCCUAUUGGUGGACUCACACGCGAUGUCAUUGAACAUGAAUCGUUUCCCAGGAAGAGUUUGCGAUGUAUCGCAUUGUGUUCAAGAGGUUAUAACGGCUUUGACUUGGAAGCAUUGCGCGAAAACGAAAUCAAAUUGUUCAACUUCCAAGAUCAGGUAUGCGAAACACCUCAGGAGAAGGACCAAGGCGGCAAUGAUGUUGGAGAUUGUGUCCUAUGGCAUGUCCUAGAGGGUUUCAGGAAAUUUUCAUACCAACAACUGAUUGCUCGAAAGGAUGGUGACACUUUUGCAGCCAGAAAUCAUGCGGCAGACAGAGAUGAUGGAGCUUGGGAAUUUGGUCACAGAUUGAGUAAUGAUGGUUCUUUCCUGGUUCAAUCCCCACGUAACAGGAAGUGUUUGAUUCUGGGAUUUGGAAGCGUCGGUAAGCAAAUAGCAUUGAAGUUACAUCAUGGGCUUGGAAUGGAGGUCCAUUACUGCAGGAGAAGUGAACCACAAAAAGAAAAUGAGCAUGGCUGGACAUUCCAUAGACUUGAUGAUAGUUUGAAGAGUCAGUUGCACCAGUUUAGUGUGAUUAUAGUUGCUUUGCCAGGAACUCAGGAAACUCAACACCUCAUCGACAAGGAAUUUUUGUCCCAUUGCGAUGGUCCAAACUUGAUUCUGGUCAACGUCGGCCGUGGAUCAAUUCUCAAUUUGGACGAUGUCAAAGAUGCAUUGCAAAAAGGCCAGUUGAGACAUCUUGGUGCCGAUGUGUUCUACAGAGAGCCCAAAAUUGACCAGGCGUUGUUGUCAGAGCACAAGAUGACCAGUAUCACUCCGCAUCUUGGUAGUAGUACAGAAACAGUCUUUUAUCAAAGUUGCGAACUUGCAUUGCGCAACAUCCUCGAAGCUACUGAUCCAUUAUCGCAUGUUCUAUCACCAGUUUGUAAGGCAUCGAGGAUUGUCUGA